Molecule: messenger RNA, 6220 nt
Organism: Myotis lucifugus (little brown bat)
Lineage: Eukaryota; Metazoa; Chordata; Mammalia; Chiroptera; Vespertilionidae
Gene: COL17A1
Product: collagen type XVII alpha 1 chain
Source: RefSeq, a predicted model, not a curated record
AGCAAAGGACUGAAAGAAACAAGGGGGGAGAAGACGUGAACAUUUCUGAAAGAUCACUCAGCUUUAACACACCUUGGCUGGGUCUGGAUAAAAAAAGUGGGAACUGCAAACGUCUAGAAGAAAACAUCAGGGGAAGAGAGAGGGGGGAUUUAUUCAAAGUUGUUUCCCAUUCCUUCAGAAUCUCAAACGAGGUGGCUAUGGUAUGGAUGUGACCAAGAAAAGCAAGCGAGAUGGCACCGAAGUCACCGAAAGAAUUAUCACCGAAACAGUAACUACGAGACUCACAUCCUUACCGCCAAAAGGGGGGACCACCAAUGGCUAUGCUAAAACGGGCUCCCUCAGUGGAGGGAGCCGGCUGGAGAAACAGAGCCUGACCCAUGGCAGCAGCGGCUACAUAAACUCAAGUGGAAGCACCCGAGGCAAUGCCUCCACCUCCAGUUACAGGAGGGCUCAUUCGCCUGCCUCCACUCUGCCCAACUCACCAGGCUCAACCUUUGAAAGGAAAACUCACAUCACCCGCCAUGGAACAUACGAAGGGAGCUCCAGUGGCAACUCUUCUCCGGAGUACCCUCGGAAGGAAUUUGCAUCUUCUACAACCAGAGGACGUAGCCAAACACGAGAGAGUGAAAUCCGAGUGCGACUGCAGAGUGCAUCCCCAUCUACCCGAUGGACGGAAUUGGAUGAAGUUAAACGUCUGGUCAAGGGAAGCCGAUCAGCAAGCGCGAGCCCCACCCGGAAUUCCUCCAACACGCUCCCCAUCCCUAAGAAAGGCACUGUGGAGACCAAAACCGUGAGCUCCCAGUCAGUGUCCGGCACCUAUGAUGCAACCAUCCUGGAUGCCAACCUUCCCUCCCACAUGUGGUCCUCCACCUUGCCGGCAGGGUCCUCCAUGGGGACCUAUCACAACAACAUGACAACCCACUCCUCCUCCCUCCUCAACACCAAUGCCUAUUCCUCAGGAUCAGUCUUUGGAGUUCCAAACAACAUGGCCUCCUGCUCCCCUACUCUGCACCCCGGAAUCAGCACCUGCUCCUCAGUGUUUGGCAUGCAGAACAAUCUGGCCCCCAGCUCAUCCGCCCUGUCCCACGGCAUGGCCACCACCUCCACAGCGUACGGGAUGAAGAAAAACGUACCCCAGAGCCCUGCUGUUGUGAGCACUGGCGUGUCCACCUCUGCCGCCUGUACCACGAGUGUCCAGAAUGAUGAGCUCUUACACAAGGACUGUAAGUUCCUGAUCCUGGAGAAAGAUAACGUGCCUGCCAAGAAGGAGAUGGAGCUGCUGAUCAUGAACAAGGACAGCGGGAAGGUCUUUACUGCCUCCCCCGCCAGCAUCGCUGCAACUUCUUUUUCAGAGGACACACUAAAAAAGGAAAAGCAAGCUGCCUACACCACUGACACUAAGCUGAUCUUGGAUACUAAUGGAGACGUGAAGACCGUGUCCACAAAGGGCAAAGCGGCCUCCACAGAUAUCCACGGCUACGGCUACGAUCACCAUAACGGUGUCGGUGGCGGUAAAGGCGGCGGCGGUAAAGGUGGUGCUGGCGGCGGUGUUGGCGCGGGCCCGUGGGGAGCAGCGCCCGCCUGGUGCCCCUGCGGCUCCUGCUGCAGCUGGUGGAAGUGGCUGCUGGGCCUGCUGCUCACCUGGCUGCUGCUCCUGGGGCUGCUCUUCGGCCUCAUUGCUCUGGCGGAGGAGGUGCGGAAGCUGAAAGCGCGUGUGGACGAGCUGGAGCGGAUGCGGAGCGGUGUGCUGCUGCAGGAGCAGAUAGAGAAAAGCAACAAGGAACGGCUGCAGGGGCUGGCGCCCGAUGUGGGCACAGGCAUGGGCAAGUCUGGGCUGGAUGCUUCCAGUCAGGAGGCGCUCUGGCUGUUCAUGAGAAACAAGCUGAUGAUGGAGCAAGAAAACGGCAAUCUCCGAGGAAACCCUGGCCCUAAAGGUGACAUGGGAAGUCCAGGCCUCAAAGGAGAUCGGGGGCUCCCUGGGACUCCAGGUAUCCCUGGGCUCUUGGGACAACCAGGUCCAGAAGGACCAAAGGGACAAAAGGGCAGCAUCGGAGACCCUGGCAUGGAGGGACCUGUGGGCCAGAGAGGGCGUGAAGGCCCCAUGGGUCCUCCUGGUGAACCGGGACCACCUGGGUUUGGAGAGAAAGGGGACAGAGGGUCUGGUGAACCGGGUGUUCCUGGCCCACCUGGCGUCCCGGGUUCUGUGGGUCCCAAAGGUGCCAAUGGUUCUCCAGGCCCACAGGGUCCCCCAGGCCCUAUAGGUCUCCAAGGGCCCCGAGGUGAAGUGGGACUCCCCGGCGUCAAAGGUGACAGAGGUUCUAUGGGACCACCAGGACCUAAAGGUGACCAGGGUGAGAAAGGACCCCGAGGCCUCACAGGCGAGCCAGGCUCCAGAGGUCUGCCUGGUGCUGCUGGGGAGCCUGGAGCUAAAGGAGCAAUAGGACCUGCUGGCCCCGAUGGACACCAAGGCCCAAGAGGUGAACAAGGUCUCACAGGGAUGCCUGGGUUGCGAGGCCCACCAGGACCUUCUGGAGACCCAGGAAAGCCAGGUCUCACAGGACCCCAGGGACCUCAGGGACUUCCUGGAACCGCUGGCCGACCAGGCGCUAGAGGUGAACCGGGAGCUCCGGGCAGUAUCGUGACGGCAGAGGGGUCAUCGACUCUCACUGUCCCAGGCCCACCAGGCCCUCCUGGAGCCAUGGGACCCCCAGGACCACCAGGUGCUCCAGGCCCUGCUGGCCCAGCUGGUCUCCCAGGACAGCAAGGCCCUCGAGGGGAGCAAGGACUUGCUGGUGAAUCGUUCAUUAGCAGCAGCAGCUCCAUCUCUGAAGUCCUCUCUGCCCAGGGUCUUGAUUUACGAGGUCCCCCAGGCCCACCUGGACCACCUGGGCCUCCAGGCAUCCCAGGGUUCUCAACCUCAGGUUCCAGUUCUCUGGGAUUCAACCUGCAGGGACCACCAGGCCCACCAGGACCCAAAGGUGACAAAGGUGAUCCUGGAAUUCCUGGUGGUUCCUCUCAAGGGGGAUCAUCAUCUGGCACCAUGUUCACGCAGGGCCCCCCAGGCCCCCCUGGACCGCCUGGGCCUCCGGGCUCCAUCAGCAGCUCUGGCCUAGAGAUUCAGCAGUACAUCUCUGAGUACAUGCAGAGUGACAGUGUUAGGUCUUACCUGUCUGGAGUUCAGGGUCCCCCCGGCCCACCUGGUCCCCCCGGGCCUGUCACCACCAUCACUGGUGAGACGUUCAACUACUCAGAGCUGGCGAGCCUCGUCGUGAGCUACUUACAGACUUCCGGGUACAGCAUCAGCUCAUUGUCGGCUGCCUCCAUCACUUCUGAAGACAUCCUGGCUGCACUGCAGCGGGAUGACGUGCGUCAGUAUCUACGUCAGUACCUGAUGGGCCCUCGGGGCCUUCCAGGGCCACCAGGAGCCAGUGGAGAUUGGUCUCUCCAGUCUUUGGACUAUGCAGAGCUGAGCAGCCGCAUUCUCAGCUACAUAUCGAGUUCUGGAAUUAGCAUUGGACUUCCUGGCCCCCCGGGGCCCCCUGGCUUGCCGGGAACAUCCUAUGAGGAGCUCCUCUCCUUGUUGCAAGGAUCUGAAUUCAGAGGCAUUGUUGGGCCACCAGGUCCCCCUGGGCCACCAGGGAUCCCAGGCAACGCGUGGUCCAGCAUCAGCAUGGAGGACCUCUCAUCUUACUUGCACACUGCUGGUUUGUCCUCCAUCCCAGGCCCGCCAGGCCCUCCGGGUCCCCCAGGCCCUCGAGGGCCUCCGGGUGUCUCAGGAGCACUGGCAACCUACGCAACUGAAAACAGCGACAGCUUCCGGAGUGAACUGAUUAGCUACCUGACAAGUCCUGAUGUGCGCAGCUUCAUCGUGGGUCCCCCAGGCCCUCCUGGGCCCCAGGGACCACCUGGAGACGGCCGCUUGGGGUCCAUGGAGAGCUCCUACAGUCAGGGCGGCAUCUCAUCGGCCAGCAGGAGCACCUCCUACAGCUCUUCCAUGGGCGUAGGAGGAACCAGUGGAGGCUCUCUGGGUGAAGGGGGAGCCUUUGGCUCGGAAGGGGGCGUGUAUGGCAGUGACAGCGGACUGUUCGGGGCUGGCUUUGCUGGAGGUCUGGAUUACAACGAGCUGGCUGUCCGGGUGUCCGAGAGCUUGCAGCGUCAGGGCCUGCUGCGAGGGCUGGCCCACACUGUUCAAGGCCCACCUGGCCGGCCUGGGCCCCAGGGCCCCCCGGGCAUCAGCAAGGUCUUCUCUGCCUACAGCAAUGUGACUGAGGACCUCAUGGACUUCUUCCGAACUCAUGGAGCCAUUCCAGGACCCCCUGGGCAAAAGGGAGAGGUGGGCAUCUCAGGACCCAGAGGUGAGAGGGGCCCUGCUGGGCCACCUGGCCGGCCUGGGCCACCUGGCCCUCGAGGGCCCAAGGGAGAAAAAGGAGACAAAGGUGACCAAGUCUAUGUUGGGCGGAGAAGGAGAAGCAUCGCCACCAAGCCAUGAACUACCUUUGGUGGAACAGCCCCCAGACCAGUUCUUGCAAUGGCUUAUGGUGCUUAGAUCAAAAUCUCUCCAAAGGAUGAAAGCUGGAGUCUCAAUGCCUACUGAUACAGCACAGCCAAACAGUCAACUACACACUUUUUUUAGUCUGAAACAAUAUAUACAUAUAUAAAUAAUUCAAAGACACACCAUCUGCAACAGCUUCGUUGGGUAGACUUGAGUAGCUGCAGUGCUGUGGCAGCAGACACACUUCUCUGCUAUCUAGAUGUGAGCUCCUUGGCCUCAUUAACACUAGUUCGAGCCCUAACCUAGGAAGCCAGUUUCAUACAAGUUGGCUCAGGAGUCCUUGAGCUCUGCCUGUAAAUGAGCCCAGAAAAUGGAAGAUGGGGAUGGUAGGGGGCACCUUCCUGUGGGCCACACUUAAUGGGGGUGCAUUCUAAUUAAUGCUAUAAAGCUGUGCUGUCAGAUCCUUCCUCCCCUGUUCACUCCGCAUUCUCUAGUCACAGAAAACAGUUGGCUAAGGAGCCACUCUUGCAACUGAAAAAGUUAAGAAAUUCACUUCUCCUGAAGGUGGCUAUGGGGUUUCUAAUAGUUAUUUCUCGCUACAUAUAGUCCCACUUGCUUAGGAAGUUUGAUGGUAGCUAUAAUCUAUGUCCAUAGGUCCGUGCUAGAGUUUAUAGAUUCGUUGUACUGAACUGGGCUGCAGCAAAUAGAAAAAGAAGGGCAAGGGGCAAGAAGAGAAAGAGGGAGGGAAAAUAGACUAUCUACUGCUAGGGCAGGAUGUCACCUGUUCUGCACUUAGCAAAUGGCAUUGGGUACUGGGUGCAGUUGGUUUUAAGCACUUUUCAAUGUCUAAAAAUGUUAAUGUGGUCUAUUAGAUGAAAAGUCAUUUCAAAAGUAAAAUUUCCAAUUAAAGGAUUUUUUUCCUUUUUUAAUAGUGUAAUGUGAUCCAUCUAACCAAAGUUAAGAAAAAAAAAUAUUUUGGGUUUGGGUUUGACUCUGUUACAAACGCAAUAUUCUGGGACACAGUUUCUGGUAUUUAAUCAUUGAGAUAAUUAAAGGCAGACCUUCAUCUGGAAUUAAUAACUCAAUUUGGGCAAUUAGAAAGCAUUUGAAGAGUUUCUCUAUGCAUAAAUUACUUGAAAUAAACACAUGCAACAGAUGAGCAACAAGAUUACUUUCAGCUAAUGUAGUGAUUUAUCCUGGGGCAAAGGAAUUAUAAUGGCAGAGCAAGUAAUAUGGAAUAUCAAAACACCUAUUAAGGAAAAAUAAACAUCAAAUGCCCCACAGAAAUGCACAAUAAACUCAGACAUGCAAAUUCAGAAGAGGCUACCAUUGGCCCACUUUUGAAUUUGUUGCAAACUGUGAUGCUCAAUUACUGGAUAAUUUAAAGUGGGGUUAAAUGAAAUCUACUUCUACACCUCUAUUCUUCUAAAAGACUGAACCAUUUAUUUUUUAUGUGGCCUCUACUGAGUAUCUCCCAUAUUAUCCUGGGGGAAAACAUGACACUUAAUUCCACUAUAUCAAACAACUGCUAGCAGCAACCACUAGUCAAGCACCAAACAUUCUAUAUGGUCUUGUUUGCCUCCUUUUUCAUAACCUGAUAGUUACUAGAUGUGAAUCAAUAUAGGAAUUCUAAAAAAAUGAGUUCAUAAGGCCUUCAGAAUUUCCAACUUUUUACUUCCUAAUGAAAACUUAUUGUGUAUAAUAAAUGACUACAUUGUACCUUUUUAA